GGCGGGCCCGCGCGCGGGAGGUUUUGGCGGGCGGUGGCAGAUGGCGGCCGAGGUGGCCUAGCGGCUCUCGGGCCGUGGGUCUCUGCUUGCUGUCGUCGGCAGGUGCUUCGUGAGCUACUAGGCGCUAUGGACAGCGAGUGGGAGUGCGAGCAUCUCUGGCUGUACGUGCUGGCCCUGGGCUUCGGCCCGGAGGCUGGCGACACCGACGUGGCGCUGGGAAUGAACAUAUUUGAAAACCUAAACAGCAGUGCGUUUCAUGUCAUUGCGCUCUUCUUGUUCGCUAAGCUGGAUGCCUCACGUGCAGCAGAAACUUUCGGAGACUGUUCCUUUCGAGUAGGAAACUUCACAGAUCCUGAAUUUAGGAAGCAGUGCAUUAUUUGGCUAAAAGAUAUUGCAAACGAAGAGGAAAGCUGUCUUCCACAAAUUGUACCUUCUUCCUUGAUAUCUCCUGCUGGUCCUAAAUUUAUUCAGCUCUUGUAUCAGUUUGCAAAACAUGUAUUGAUUGAGGACAUGAAAAUGAACUCCAAAGGCACUGAUAUACCUUUUGCUGAAGCUGUAAAGUUGACACCUACAGAUACAUACAUGGCAAAUGCAAGAUGUAGAGUUGCAUACAACAAACUUCUGCAAAUUUUUGAGAAGGAACAUUUUGUUAUUCAAGAAUAUGAGAAAAAAGCACAGCUUUUAACUACAGAAAUAAACCAGAUAAACUCUGAAUAUGAAGUCCUGCAAAUGCAGUCUUGCAAGAUGAAACAAAAUGACCAAAACAAAAAUGACAAAACUGAGAGAAUUCAAAAGGUCCGCAGUAUGUGGACACUUAUAAUGGAAAUGCUUACAUCUCUGAAAAAGGAAAAGGAAGUUGUGGAUUCUGUACUUGAAGAGUGUGAUGGUCGGUGCAUUUUAGAUGGAACUAACGUUGUUUUCAGUGUUCCAGAACUGUUGGUUCACAAAGUUGAAAAUGACAUACACCAAUGUUGUACAGGAAAUGUAUAUGAAGGUGAAAAACUGAAUUUCUUAACAGUUAUUCAGUUAUUAAAUGAAGCUUUGAGGACAUUGAGAGAUGCAUAUUUUCAAUCUGAAGUAAAAAACCAACUUCAGGUCUUUGAGAAUAUGGUUAUGCUCCACAAUGAAGUACUACAGGCUUUGGAAGCAAAGAGGCUACAAGAUGAACAGCAUUGUGUGUCAGUGACUGGAUCUAUUUCUACAAAACAGAAAGACUGGGGAGCAAAAUGGAAAAGCUUUCUUCAGCUGUGUCCUUUUGAUUUUAUCUUGGAUCAGGAUCCAGAACUUGAUCUAAGAGCUUUGUCACCCCAUUCUUGUGAUCUUGCAGAAGAUGAUGAUGAUGAUAGCGUCUUUUGUCAAUAUAUAGUAUCAAAUCCAGAUUUUUGUGACUCUGUUCAUGAAGUAUGUUCUAAGAAAGAUGAUGAGGCAUUGGAAACUAUGAUGGGUGAUGAGGCAUUGGAAACUAUGAUGGAUGACUCAACACCACCACCAGGAUGGAUCUCAUCAGUGCCUUUGGAGGAGUUGUCAGAAGCAUCUGAAAACACAGAUGUGCUAAUUGAAAAGAACUUGCAUAUUGAAACUUGCAAGGAGGAAAAAAAUUCUGUCCCUCCACACAUCUUAAAAAAUGAAAAGGAUGAGUCCACCAUGUCAAAAGUAUGGGAGAAUGCAGAUGGUCAUGUUAUCCAGACAGAGUCUCCUUUCAAAAACGAAGACCCUCUUAAGAAAGCCAUAGAUGACCUGGCAGAAGAGGUUGCAAAAACAGUGAUAGCUGAGUCAUCUCAGAGUGGUGAAGGAAAAGGAAUGGGAUUAGAAGAUCUCAUUAGCUCACUGGCUUUUAACCCAUUUUUAACAAGGAAACAAAUUCCCAGGACACCAGAAAAUCUGCUUACUGAAAUUAGAAGUUCAUGGAGAAGAGCUAUUCAGACUGAGGGCUCAUCGGACACAGAGCUGGCCGCAACUGAAGUAGUGAUAGAAGAUGCUCCCAUGGAUGUUAGACCUAUAAUGCAGAAGGCAGCAGACUCUAGUUUCCUGUGCUCUAUCCCUGCAUCUCCCGUACCUGACUUUGAUCCUCCCUUGUCAGAAAGGAAGUCCCAAUUAAGUUCUACAGAAUUUAGACCUCAAGAGGAGAUAAGUCAUAACAUUGAAUCUCUAAUUUCAGAAACUUCUGGAAUGCGAGAGAGUGAGGGAACUGAAGAACAGGAAGUAAAAUAUAUUGUUUUAAACAAAAGUUCUGUAGAAGAUCCAGAAGAACAGACUUUUCACUAUGUAAAGAAGAGCAUGAAUACUGCAGAUACUUGUUCAGAAAACAAUAGUAGAACAAAUGUUCUACCUUCAGACCACUCUCUGGGUUCCUUAAUGGAUGGGACACUGCUCUGCAAUGUAUCUCCAUUGUUAAGUUCUAUCAGACAUGAAGUUUCCUCCCUGAGUAUAUUGGAUGAGUCAUUUCCAGAAGAACUUGUUAACAUGGAUCCUAACAGAUCUGCAAGCUCAGAGCCUGAUUGUACUGUGGACAGCACAUAUGUAACAGAUGGCUCAGAAAAUGAGGAUAUUAAAAAAUCAGAGCUAGACCUACAGUCGCUCUUCAACACAUAUAAAACGCUGGAAAAGACUGCAUCUAGAAGUGAAGAGGAGCUGCAUCAAGCGCAUAAAGGAGGUGAAUCUGUAAGUUGUAGAUCAGACCUAAGUCUUGUACCAGAAGAAAGAGAUGAAUUGUAUGGUCCUCUAGAACUCUACUGCUUGGGAGAGGAAUUUACCAAGAUGCCAUCGCCAGUAUCUCUUGAUGAAAGAAAAUAUUCUCUGUCAUCUUUGCUGGUAUCCUGUCAACAUCUGGAGGAAAUGGCAUCAAUGGUACAUGACAUCCCAUUAGACUUAAUACAUAAAUUGAAGGAUAAAGAGCAACUGAAUGAGAAGCAGGGCACGAAGGAACCACCAUCAUGAUAGAAUUUGUAAAGCAGAAGAAUAACCAUAGUAGUACAAUUACGAUUCACUUGAUCAUGUAACAUCUUGUCCAAGCACUGCCUAGAUGGAGAAGUUGAACUUCUAUUUUUUCCAGAGACUGUAUUCCACUAUCCUUGUUUAUGAGUGUCAUUUGCCUGCUCUGGUUCUUCCAGUUUUAUUUCCAUAGUAGCAUUUUAUGUAUAGCCCGUGGCUUAUGCUUUAAAAGGAAUAUUAGUUCUGUAUAUAUUUUCUUAAAAAUAGGUGUUGAGUAGAUGGUAUAAUCCUAGAAAAUGGAAAAGUUCCAAAUGAGGUAAUAGUGAAAUCUUUGUUGUAUCUGUCUUCCCCCUAACUUGCAUCUUGCCUCCCACUCCUCUACCCCCCCCAAAAAAAAUUGACCCAAAUUUUACUUGGUGCUCUGUGUUCAUUGGAUUCUUCUCUCUUACUGAGACUUCUGGUCAAUAUAGCCAUCAGUUCUACCUGUUGAUAGAGGCUGCUCUGUUUUCAUAAACUUCCACUGAAGUGCCUAUUUUCUUAUGCAUAUUAUUAAAUAUGUUUUACAUUGAAGUUUUAAGAAUGACUGACUUGUGGUAGUGUUAAUGCCUUUUGGGGGAUUGUGACGGAAGUAACUGAUAAUACAGCUUGUGGUGGGGUAGGAAUGUAAAAGUUGAUGUUCCAGCAGAUAAACUUACUGUAAAAGUACAGCUCCUAACCUGAUGUGUUUAGAGAAUUGAAGCAUUGCUGAGUAAAGUUGGUUUUCUGUUCUAUUA
This is a messenger RNA of Grus americana (Whooping crane), 3704 nucleotides long. RefSeq names its product HAUS augmin like complex subunit 6 (gene HAUS6). Gene Ontology annotation, biological process: spindle assembly. NCBI's taxonomy places the organism in Eukaryota, Metazoa, Chordata, Aves, Gruiformes, Gruidae. Gene Ontology annotation, cellular component: mitotic spindle microtubule; HAUS complex. The coding region runs from base 127 to 2937 and encodes 936 amino acids. The transcript is spliced from 17 exons. The record is from RefSeq and is a predicted model, not a curated record. Gene Ontology annotation, molecular function: microtubule binding.